ACUUGCAAAUCGAGCGCUAGACUCUGUGGUAUUGCGUCGUGAUUGUGUUGUAAACAUCUGGUUUGAAGUUCAGAUAUGGUUUCUGUUAUUGAAAGCAACGCCAGCCCAGAUUCUGCAUUUACAGUUGUACGGAUGGAGCCAUCAGACAUUUUGAGUCUUGCUGGUCAGUUUGUUGUGCAAUAUUACACCGUCAUGAAAAAGUGCCCAUCUGGAAUUCAUCGUUUCUAUAAGGAUGAUUCUUCCAUGAUACGAGAGGAUACCCCAGUCUGUGGUCAAAGAAUGAUUCACGAGAAAAUAAUGAGUAUGAACCUUCAGGACUCACAAAUUGCCAUCCUGAAGUUAGACGCAUUACGUGCCAAUGGGAAUAGCGUAUUGAUCCACGUCGCUGGUGAAAUAAGUAUAGCCAAUGAAGAGUUUAGACGGUUCACUCAGUGCUUUAUCUUGAGGGAACAAGCCCCAUGUGACUUCUAUGUAUUAAAUGACAUAUUUCGAUAUCAAGAUUACGUUUAUGGUGAUUUGAAAAAUAAUGUAGAGACUAAUGAUGAUCACUUGGCAAAGGUAAAUGAAUAUAGUCCAUCUGAGAAUGUAUCACAUUGUUCGAUGCCCCAUUCAGCAAGAGACGAUCAUACUCAUAGUUGGGAGGGUGUAUCUGAAGGUAACUACAAACAGACCAUCGAUGAGAUUCAGACAUGCAAUUCGGAGGUUAAACAAGACCAGUUAACUGUGGAUCACACAGUACCACGUUCUUCUGCCUCACCAUCUAUUCAGCAGGAACUUGUAAACCAACCUCAUAACAUCAGUUCUCCAACAAAUACAGCUGUUCAGUCUGGGCCUCCAAGUUGGGCACAAAUGGCAUCUAGGCAACCUCAUCAAGGUGUUCCAAAUGCACAGGCACCUAAAGGUUUAAGGAAUAACGCCAACGUUUCGGAGUAUGAGACAUCGAACGAACGUCAUAGGGCGGGUUUGCGACCGACUGUAGAUGGUUCUCAAAGGGUUCGUAGUAUGGGGCCACGUCAGCAAGGUGAAUCACGGGGGAUUUCUGAAGUGAAUUACACACAAGACAACCGAGUUACUUCUCGAGGAAAUGCACCUAGAGGUUCAGGCUUUGGUGGGUCUUCUCGUGGUGGUGGCCGCGGUGGACGUGGUGGAUUGGGAAAUGGAUCUAUGGGUGGGAGAGGUUCUGGAGCAGUUAAUCCACGUAGAACAAGUUAAUACAAAUCAUAGAAUUAUCCUCUCACAUGGACGACACAAAUACUACAGAUACCUUCACACAUUGGUUUACCAUAUAUACUUGUCACAGCCCUCAAUAUCUGUUCUCAAAUACACUUAGGAACCAAACAGUCUGAUGACUUACAAUUUGCCUGCUUUCCGGUUUUGAAUUUUUUAGUUCAUUUGCCUUCGUGUUUUUCAAUAUGGUUAUUCUCUCACAGGUUCUCGUUAAUACAUGAGAUUGUAAAGUA
This is a messenger RNA of Schistosoma margrebowiei, 1460 nucleotides long. NCBI's taxonomy places the organism in Eukaryota, Metazoa, Platyhelminthes, Trematoda, Strigeidida, Schistosomatidae. The record is from the annotation of a GenBank genome assembly.